AUGGGACCCCAGCAUCACUCCAAACUGCCAUCAGAGCAGGCUCCUCACAACAUCAGAGAGAGCCUGAGAGAUGGGACUGAAGUGAAGCUCGAGGCCUCUGACCUGAAAGAGCUGGAGCAAUAUUUCACUGCUCUGGAGGAAAGCCGUAGAAACCUGCAGGAACUCCUGCAGGACCAGGAAGAGCAGCAUGCCAUGGAGCUGAGGGCUCUGGAGAGGGAGCGUGAGCAGGAGAGAGCUGAGUGGGAGAGAGAGAGGGUGGAGAGAGAGGAGGCCCUGCUGACCACUAUACUCUCUGUGGCCGUCAGCAGGCAGAAGCUCAUCAAGGAGCUUAGGAGCCAACCAGCUACUCUGGUGAGUACCAAACCCCUGGGUGGCACUGCCCUGAGAAGUUCUAGAAAGUUCUGGUUCUUCAAAAAGCACCAGGCCAUCACUGACGUUGCUCCUCAGGACGCUCCCAGCAGCAGUGCCUGCAAACACAUGGAAGCGGAUCAGCUGGACCUGAAGCAGCUCAUGGAGCUGGAGAAGAGGGUCAGAGAGGCUGAGAGGAAGAAACAUCAGAAGGCUCUGGCCAAGGCUCAGAAGAAGGCCAGGAAGGCAGAGAAGCAGAACAAGGCUAAGAAGACCCAGGAUGACGACCAAGUGAAGGAUAGCAAGCCCAAGAAGAGAUACUGGCAGCGCUCCAUUUUCACCCUGGGCUGUGCAGCUUCAUCGGUUGAAGACUGACCAAGCCUCU
Sardina pilchardus (European sardine) is the source of this 733-nucleotide messenger RNA. Its product is annotated as M protein, serotype 2.1-like. The coding region runs from base 1 to 723 and encodes 240 amino acids. NCBI's taxonomy places the organism in Eukaryota, Metazoa, Chordata, Actinopteri, Clupeiformes, Clupeidae. The record is from RefSeq and is a predicted model, not a curated record. The transcript is spliced from 3 exons.